AUGUGCCCGCGGUCGCGGCGUGGCGAUGAGGCCGCGAUGAGCACGGCGGGCGAGGGCACCCUCCGGCCCUGGAAGCCCGACCCGGGGCAGGCGGACGGGGGGCGGCCGCCCCCGCCGGGCCCGGCGCUGCCGCUGACCCUGAGCGUGCUGGCCUGGCUGGGCACCGGCACCACCAUGGCCGGCCUCAACAAGUGGAUCUUCGCGGCGCACGGGUUCCGAUACCCGCUGCUGCUCUCCUCGCUGCACAUGCUGUCGGGAGUGGCCGUGGGGUACCCGCUGGGCUGGGCGCGGGGUGCCCGCUCCCCGCGGCCCCGCGCCCGCAUCUACCUGCUCAGCCUCACCUUCUGCACCAGCGUGGCCCUGGGCAACCUGGGCCUGAGCUACGUGCAGCUGGACGUGGCCCAGGCCGUGGCCACCACCACGCCGCUGGUGACGCUGGUGCUGGGGGUGCUGGGGGGCCGGCGGCCGCACCCGCUGCAGUGCUGGGCCAUGGGCCCGGUGUGUGCCGGGGCCGCCUGCAGCAUCGCCGGCGGGCUCCGCUUCUCCCAGCCCGGCUGCGGCUUCCUGCUGGCCGCCACCGUGCUCCGCGCCCUCAAGUCCAUCCAGCAGAGUGUGCUGCUGCAGGAGGACCAUCUGGACGCGCUGUCCCUGCUCGGCCUGACGUCCCUGCCCAGCUUUGUGCUGCUGUUCGGGGCAGCUGUGGCGCUGGAGCUGGGCCCCUCGUGGCAGGGGGUGCUGCGCCCCGACGCCGCGCUCUGGGGCUGUGUCCUGCUCAGCUGCCUGGGCUCCGUCCUCUACAACCUGGCCACGUCCUGCCUCCUGUCCCUCACCUCCGCCCUCACGCUGCACCUCCUGGGCAGCCUCACCGUGGUGGGCAACCUGCUGCUGUCCCGCCUGCUGUUCGGCACGCGGCUGGGCGCGCUGGGCUACGCCGGCGUGGCGCUGACGCUGGCGGGGAUGGUGCUGUACCACCAGCCCCAGCUCCUGGCCGCGUGCUGGCCCCUGCGGGCGCCGCGGCGGCACCCGCGCCACGAGUAGGGGUCUGAGGGCGGAGCGGGGGCAAGGGAGGCUCUGAGUGAGGGCAGGGGGGCUGCGGAGCUCGGCUCAGCGAGCACGUGUGUGUGCUGAGGGGUGUCAUGCCGGGCACGCGUGUGUGCCAGUGUGUGUGAAACUGCACGUGUGUGUGACUGUGCACGUGUCUGCCGGUGUGUGACACGCUGAGCGCACGGGUUUGCCAGUGUGCCCACAUGGGUGCCGAGGUGCACAGUGCUGUGCACAUGGGUGUGACUGUGCACACGUGUGUGCCAGUGUGUGUGCCACUCUGCACGUGUGUGUGUGCCAGUGUGCCUGGCUCUGUGUGCCCACGGGAGUGCUGAGGUGCACAGUGCUGUGCACGUGUGUGCCCGUGUGUGGCUCUGUGCACAUGUGUUUGCUGGUUUGCACAGCUCUGUGCACACACCUGUGGCUGUUUGCACAGCUCUGUGAGCACGUGUUUGCUGGUGUGCACAUGUGUGUGCCAGUGUGUGUGACUGCACAUGUGUGUGCUGGUGUGCACAGCUCUGGACAUGUGUGUGCUGAUGUACACAGUGCUGUGCACAUGUGUGUGCCAGUGUGUGUGGUACUGUGCACAUGGGUGUGCUGGCAUGCACAGCUCUGUGCACACGUGUGUGCUGAGGUGCAUGGUACCAUGUACACACAACCAUGCAGAGUGGGACACCCACUAUGUACAUGUGGUUUGCAUGGCUCUGUGCACACGUGUGCUGGGGUGCACAGUGCUGUGCACACGUGUGUCAGUGUGCAUGGCUUUGUGUGCACAUGUGACAGUGUGCACAGCUCUGUGUGCACACACGUGUGCUGAGGUGCACGGUGCUCUGCACUGCACAUCCCUACUGAUGUGCAAGGCACUGUGCACAGGUGUGUGCUGGUUUGCACAGCUCUGUGAGCACACGUGUGUUGUGUGAAGGCUCUGCAUGUGCAGGCAGGUCUCGUGCACGUGUGCGUUGGUACAGACUGUACAUAUGUGAGUGUGUGCACAGCUCUGCGUGCGUGUGGCACGUGUGUGCUGCUGUGCACAGCUCUGGGGGGGGGUCAGGCAGGUACAGGUGUGCACACAGGCGCUGUGCAGGUACCUCUGUGUGUGUGUGUGUGUGCAGCUGUGUGCCCCAGCUCCACACGUGUGUCCCUGUGUGCACAUGCAGGCUGGGAAUGCUCAGGGACAUGGCUGUGGAUACACGACUCUGGAUACAGGACUCGGGGCAUCCGGCUCCUGUCCUGCCUGGGGAAACAGAACUGUCUGUCUGUGUGUGUGCACGUGUGUGUGUGUGUGUGUUCACACGUGUGUGUGUCACUACUGAGCUCUGCUGGCUGGAGUGGACGCUGGCUGUGUGUACACACUGUUCUCAUGGCCAAACAGGAUGCCCAGGACAGGGCAGGUGCGUGUCCCCUCCCCUGUCCCCAACCCCACCGUGUUGUGACAAUCCCAUGGGGCUGCCGGUGGUGCUGCCAGCGUCACCUUUGUCCCAGCUGUGCCCUUCCAGCCCCCACAGCUCCCUGUCCCCGUCCCUCCCAGCGUGCCGUGGCUGGCACAGACUGGUAUCGGUGGCAGAGACGGCGAGAGCCCGGCUGAGGGGACGGGGACAGUCCAGACCACCCGCCAUCGCUCCAGGGCGGUGCCAGGCUGAGGCGUGGGAGAUGCUAGGCUGUGGCACAGCACACACUCACCAUGGCAGAGGGACAGCCCUGUGUGUGCCCUGGCACCGCCGGGGGCCGUGGGGGCCAUUGCCAUGCUCGUGUCUCCGUGCCGGGGCCGAAGGACCCAGCUCCGAUUGCACUUGUCCCAAAAUAAAGCUCUAUUUUUGUCGUACGCCA
This is a messenger RNA of Lepidothrix coronata (blue-crowned manakin), 2868 nucleotides long. It is a transcript of the gene SLC35E4, whose product is annotated as solute carrier family 35 member E4. Gene Ontology annotation, cellular component: Golgi apparatus. The coding region runs from base 1 to 1038 and encodes 345 amino acids. Gene Ontology annotation, molecular function: antiporter activity. The transcript is spliced from 2 exons. NCBI's taxonomy places the organism in Eukaryota, Metazoa, Chordata, Aves, Passeriformes, Pipridae. The record is from RefSeq and is a predicted model, not a curated record.